Molecule: messenger RNA, 1632 nt
Organism: Fragaria vesca subsp. vesca
Lineage: Eukaryota; Viridiplantae; Streptophyta; Magnoliopsida; Rosales; Rosaceae
Product: probable disease resistance protein At4g27220-like
Exons: 1
Coding region: 1-1632 (543 amino acids)
Biological process (GO): signal transduction
Molecular function (GO): ADP binding; protein binding
Source: RefSeq, a predicted model, not a curated record
AUGUCUUUUGAGUCCACCACAUUUGAGAAAGUGGUGAGGAGGGUAGCUGCAGAAUGUAAGGGUCUACCGAUUGCUUUGAUAGCAGUUGCGAGGGCACUCGGAGAUAAGGACCUGGCAGAAUGGGAGAAAGCAGCACAACGACUAGAGAAGUCGCAAAGUGCCAACCCUGACCACGAGGAAGAUGCAUUUAAAUGUAUAAAAUUAAGCUAUGACUACUUGAAAGAUGAGGAGUACAAGUCAUUCUUCUUACUCUGUUGUUUAUUCCCAGAAGAUCAUGAAAUCAUAAUAGAAGACUUGUUCAGGUAUGCAAUCGGUAUAGGAUUGUUUCGAGAUGCCGAGACAAUAUAUGAAGCGAGAGGAACAGCAUAUACAGUGGUAAAGUAUUUGAAAGAUUCUAGCUUGCUUUUGGAAAGUGGUCUACAUUACCUACCAUAUAGAUAUGUAAGGAUGCAUGAUGUCGUCCGAGAUACAGCCCUGAAUAUUGCAAAAUCUGAAGGUGGGCAUCGGUUUUUGGUAAAAGCUGGAUGUGGUUUAGAUGAUUGGCCAAGUCGAUUAGACGAAGGCUGCACUGCUAUUUCACUAAUGCGUAAUCGUAUACGGAAGCUGCCCCCACAGAUGGUAUGUCCAAAACUCCAGAUUUUGUUAUUGAACCAAAAUCUCCGUCUAAGAGAGAUCCCAGAAACCUUUUUUCAGAGUCCGAAUGAAUUAAGGGUCUUAGAUCUUAGCAGGACUGGUAUUUCAUAUCUACCCCAAUCAUUUGGUCUCCUAACCAACCUUCGAGCUCUUUAUUUAGAUUUUUGUGUAAACCUAACGGAUAUUUUUGUGGUUGGAAAAAUUAUGACGCUUGAGUUUCUUAGUGUGAAAUACACUCAUUUAAUGGAAUUACCGAGAGAAAUAGGAAAUUUGACCAAUCUAAGGGUGUUGGAUAUCACCGGUGGAACGAUUCCAUCCAAACUGUUAUCAAAGUUGCAUAGUCUAGAAGAACUCUACAUGGAAAAUCCAUUUGAUGAGGAAGGGGAUGAAACCAAUUCUGCCUUUGAUGAGGUAACUGGCUUGUCAAAAUUAAGAAUUCUGCAUGUUUGGAUCUCCAAUGAAGAAUGUAUCCCCAAACUUGUUGAACUCAAUCCGAAUUGGGUCGGGUUUUUUAUAUGUAUCGGCGAAUAUGAAGAAGGGCUAACCGACGUAUAUGAGUCUGGUCAACAUGGUGAUAUUGAUCAGAGGACCAUAUUCUUGAAACUUGACUCGAUCAGUAACUUCCCGGACUGGUUUUUCAACACGGUGAUAAACAAAGCAGAGAAGCUAUGGUGGUAUGAUUGCCCACGUACUGGUUUAAUCGACGUUUUUGUGGAAUAUGAGAGGGGAAGGUUACAUAGUCUGAAGCAGCUCAAAGUACAUGGUGAGGACGAUGAGGACGAUCUAUAUGGUACGGACGAUGAAGACCUAUAUGGUACGGACGACGAGGACGACCUGAUGAACACAUCAACAUGGGUUCCAAAAGGUAUUCCCAAGAAAAAACAUGGGUUCCAAAAGAACCUCUGUUCGAGAACUUGGAAGAGUUAUAUCUGCGUAGGCUGGAUUGCGCGGAGUUAUGUGCUGUUGAAUUUCUACAACCUGGGUCUCUAUGCAAUUUGA